Brassica oleracea var. oleracea is the source of this 822-nucleotide messenger RNA. Its product is annotated as putative expansin-A17. Lineage: Eukaryota; Viridiplantae; Streptophyta; Magnoliopsida; Brassicales; Brassicaceae. The transcript has 4 exons. Gene Ontology annotation, cellular component: extracellular region. The coding region runs from base 1 to 822 and encodes 273 amino acids. The record is from RefSeq and is a predicted model, not a curated record. Gene Ontology annotation, biological process: plant-type cell wall organization.
AUGCUUGUCCACACAUAUGAUGGGCUGCUAGUAGAGAUCGCUCUCAAUGGCGAGAGAUUUAAAAUAUUAUCUCUUUUGGUCGUAGUUAUCUUCUGUACGAUGUUCUUCAUGAAGAUCGGUUCGGUUUCUGCAGGUUGGUUGCGAGCUCAUGCAACCUUCUAUGGUGGAAGUGAUGCUUCUGAUACAAUGGGUGGAGCUUGUGGUUAUGGAAACCUAUACACGGACGGUUACAAGACAAACACUGCGGCAUUGAGCACCGCACUGUUCAAUGACGGUAAGUCAUGUGGUGGCUGUUACCAGAUUGUCUGCGACGCGAGCAAAGUGCCACAAUGGUGUCUUAAAGGCAGAUACAUUACAAUCACAGCCACAAACUUCUGUCCACCAAACUUUGCUCAGGCAAGCGACAAUGGAGGAUGGUGCAUCCCACCAAGACCUCACUUCGAUAUGGCUCAACCUGCCUUUCUCACCAUCGCUAAGUACAAAGCUGGAAUCGUCCCCAUCCUCUAUAGAAGGGUUGGAUGCAGAAGAGGUGGAGGGAUGAGAUUCACCAUGAAAGGUAGGGACUAUUUCGAGCUAGUCCUCAUCUCAAACGUAGGAGGAGCUGGUGAGAUCUCUAAAGUUUGGAUUAAAGGUUCUAGGAGCAACAAGUGGAAGACAAUGUCAAGAAAUUGGGGAGCUAACUGGCAAAGCAACACUUACCUCAACGGUCAAUCUCUCUCUUUCAAAGUUCAGCUUAGCAAUGGAAGAACCAAAGUAGCUCUCAAUGUUGUUCCUUCGAAUUGGCGGUUUGGUCAGAGUUUCAAGAGCAACAUCCAAUUCUGA